Sphaeroforma arctica JP610 is the source of this 737-nucleotide messenger RNA. RefSeq lists its product as hypothetical. NCBI's taxonomy places the organism in Eukaryota, Ichthyosporea, Ichthyophonida. The transcript has 5 exons. Bases 84 to 737 code for a protein of 217 amino acids. The record is from RefSeq and is a predicted model, not a curated record. Gene Ontology annotation, molecular function: DNA binding; FAD binding. Gene Ontology annotation, biological process: photoreactive repair.
CACCAGAGGAGGUGAGCAUCGAGAGAAAGCUGAAGAAAAAGCUAGCUAAGGAUACCGUAGUAUAUUCGCAUUACUCUUACAAUAUGUUGGACCCUCAGGACCUCCCUAUGCCCGUGCGAAGCAUGCCAGAUAUGUUUACGUCGUGGCGGAAAAAGGUCGAAUCGGCUGAUGUACAGCCAAGGUCAGUGGUGGAUGCUCCUGAGGUGGGUGCUAUGCCCCUGCCAAGUGCCUGGGAUGCUGGCUUAAAGGAAUUACCUUCUGAAACGGAUCUUUUCAACGACUUAGUGGCUACGUACAAAUCAAAAGCCAAUGUGGACGGUGAACCACCGCGAAAUAAGAACCACAGCAUAGGCAUAGACCUCGUUAUGCCCGAGAUAGCUCUGGAGAAAGGGGUGAUGCGAUUCGAGGGCGGCGAGACAGCGGGGUUAGAUAGGAUUGAGGACUACAUAUUCCGACAAGAUUGUCUGAAGAACUAUUACGAUACGCGCAAUGGUUUGAUGGGGGCGAAUUACAGCAGCAAGUUCAGUCCUUGGUUGGCCAUGGGCUGCAUAUCCGCACGUCAGAUACAUGUGGCCUGUCAGAAGUACGAGAGAAUGCGGGUGAAGAACAAGAGCACGUAUUGGAUGAUAUUUGAACUGCUGUGGAGAGACUUCUUCCACCUAUACUUUAUGAAACACGGUUCCAAGCCGUUCAUGCUCAAGGGGGUGUUCCCUAGGUGUGUUGUAUAUCAGUGUUGA